CUACUACAACACCCAGACAUGAGGCUGGCGCCGUUAAGACCUGCGUUGCUGCGAGCGGCAGUCGCACCCACACGGCAGGUGCGUCCGCAUGCCAGGCUCGUGCACACGUUUUACAACGAGUCGUUGGCGGGCUUGACGUCGGACCAGGCCGAGCUGCGCGACGCCGUGUCGUCGUGGGCCCAGUCGCGUGUGGCUCCUCGCGCCCAGGAGAUUGACAGCACAAACACGUCGCCCAUGGAUCUAUGGCCGAGCCUGGGAGAGAUGGGCCUGCUGGGCAUCACUGUCCCGGAGGAGUACGGAGGCUUGGGCAAAGGGUAUCUCGAACACACUAUCGUCAUGGAGGAGCUCUCGAGGGCAUCGGGAUCGCUGGCGCUCUCGUACGGCGCACAUUCGAACCUGUGCGUUAACCAGAUCGCGCGAAACGGCACGGCGGCGCAGAAGCAAAAAUACCUUCCCGACCUCAUUUCGGGUGUCAAGGUCGGCUCUCUGGCCAUGAGCGAGCCAGGCAGUGGGUCCGACGUCGUGAGCAUGACGACGACGGCCAAGAAGCAGGGCGACGUCUACGUCCUCAACGGCUCCAAGUUCUGGAUCACAAACGGGCCCGUCGCGUCGACGUUUGUCAUCUACGCAAAGACGUCACCAGACAAGGGCCCCAAGGGCAUCACGGCCUUUAUCGUCGAGCGCGACACACCGGGCUUCUCGACAUCGCCGAAGCUCGACAAAUUUGGCAUGCGCGGCUCCGACACCUGCGAGCUCAUCUUUGACAACGUCGAGGUGCCUGCCGAGAACGUGCUGGGAAAGGUCGACGGGGGCGCCGCCGUGCUCAUGAGCGGCCUUGACCUCGAGCGUCUGGUCCUGUCUGGCGGUCCACUGGGCCUGAUGCAGGCUGCAUUCGACUUUAGCACAGACUACGCGCACCAGCGCAAGCAGUUUGGCAAGCCCAUUGCCACGUUCCAGCUCAUGCAGGGAAAGAUUGCAGACAUGUACACCAAGCUCAACGCGAGCCGGGCCUACGUCUAUGCCGUCGCUCGCGCCUGCGACCAAGGCCACGUCUCGCGGCGGGACUGCGCAGGCGCGAUCCUCUACAGCUCCGACCGUGCCGUCGAGGUCUGCUCCGAGGCCAUGCAGUCCUGCGGCGGCAACGGCUACAUCAACGAGUAUCCCGUCAACCGACUGCUGAGGGACGCCAGGCUGUACACCGUCGGUGCAGGCACCCAAGAGAUCCGAAGGAUGCUCAUUGGCAGGACAUUCAACGAGGAGCUGGCUGAGUGAGGCAGUGGAAGUGAACGGUAGCCGCUCCUCUAGGGCUGUAUAUAGUAAUUCUCGUCUAGGUAGUGGAAAACUGCAUUACUUUCGGGACCUGUUAUUCUUCUCUACUUCUUCUUAGGUCCACCCAGGGGCUGGC
Acaromyces ingoldii is the source of this 1405-nucleotide messenger RNA. Its product is annotated as acyl-CoA dehydrogenase NM domain-like protein. The coding region runs from base 19 to 1272 and encodes 417 amino acids. The transcript has 3 exons. Gene Ontology annotation, molecular function: 3-methylbutanoyl-CoA dehydrogenase activity; flavin adenine dinucleotide binding; phosphatidylinositol-4,5-bisphosphate phospholipase C activity. Gene Ontology annotation, biological process: intracellular signal transduction; L-leucine catabolic process; lipid metabolic process. The record is from RefSeq and is a predicted model, not a curated record. Lineage: Eukaryota; Fungi; Basidiomycota; Exobasidiomycetes; Exobasidiales; Cryptobasidiaceae.